Molecule: messenger RNA, 3852 nt
Organism: Python bivittatus (Burmese python)
Lineage: Eukaryota; Metazoa; Chordata; Lepidosauria; Squamata; Pythonidae
Gene: STK24
Product: serine/threonine kinase 24
Biological process (GO): protein phosphorylation; negative regulation of cell migration
Cellular component (GO): cytoplasm; Golgi apparatus
Molecular function (GO): protein serine/threonine kinase activity; ATP binding
Source: RefSeq, a predicted model, not a curated record
CCAACCAACCAACCAGCCUCCGUUCGCACGUUCCUUCCGUACUCCGUCCGUGGUUCUUUCUGGGGGGGGGGCCUGAGGGGAGAGCGAGGGCUGCUGUGCGGAGCGGAGGCUGAUGUGAAUCCUUCGGGUCCUGCCUGGAGCUGCUGGAAGGGGAAGGGGGAGGGGACGCGAGAGGAGGAGGAGGAGGAGGAGGAGGAGGAAGAAGAGCAGCGCUGCUUCUGCCGCUUCCGUCAUCAUGGCUCACUCCCCUGUCCAGCAGCCUGGCCUGCCGGGGAUGCAGAAUUUGAAGGCAGAUCCAGAAGAACUCUUUACAAAACUGGAGAAGAUUGGCAAAGGUUCAUUUGGUGAAGUUUUUAAAGGCAUUGACAACCGAACACAGAAAGUUGUUGCUAUAAAAAUUAUUGAUCUUGAAGAAGCUGAAGAUGAAAUAGAAGACAUACAACAAGAAAUAACAGUUCUCAGUCAGUGUGACAGUCCUUAUGUCACCAAAUAUUAUGGGUCUUAUUUAAAGGACACAAAAUUAUGGAUAAUAAUGGAAUAUCUUGGUGGUGGAUCUGCUCUUGACCUUUUAGAACCAGGUUCACUUGAUGAAAUCCAGAUUGCUACAAUAUUAAGAGAGAUUCUGAAAGGACUCGAUUAUUUGCAUUCAGAAAAGAAAAUUCAUAGAGAUAUUAAAGCUGCUAACGUGCUCCUCUCAGAACAAGGCGAAGUCAAGCUAGCAGACUUUGGUGUAGCGGGACAAUUAACCGAUACCCAAAUAAAGAGAAAUACCUUUGUGGGUACACCAUUUUGGAUGGCACCAGAAGUAAUAAAGCAGUCUGCUUAUGAUUCAAAGGCAGAUAUAUGGUCACUGGGCAUAACUGCCAUAGAGCUUGCGAGAGGAGAACCGCCACAUUCUGAACUGCAUCCAAUGAAGGUUUUAUUUCUGAUCCCAAAGAACAAUCCACCAACAUUAGAAGGAAACUACAGUAAACCUUUAAAGGAGUUUGUUGAGGCCUGUUUGAACAAAGACCCCAGCUUUAGACCAACAGCCAAAGAACUCCUGAAGCACAAAUUUAUAAUACGAAAUGCAAAGAAAACUUCCUACUUGACAGAUCUCAUUGACAGACAUAAAAGAUGGAAGGCUGAACAGAAUCAUGAUAAUUCAAGCUCUGAAGAUUCAGAUGGUGAGACCGAUGAGCAGGCAUCAGGCGGUAGCGAUUCGGGUGACUGGAUAUUCACAAUCCGGGAAAAGGAUCCCAAGAAUCUGGAGAAUGGAGCAACCCAACUCCACGAGUGGGAAAGAAACAAGGAAAAUACCAUUCAAAGGCGCCCUGCAUCUCGAUGUUUAUCUACAAUUAUAUCACCAUUAUUCACAGAGCUGAAAGAGAGAAGUCAAGCUUGUGGGGGGAAUAUGGGCUCCAUAGAAGAACUGAGAGAGGCUAUUUAUUUAGCUGAAGAAGCUUGCCCAGGAAUUUCAGAUACAAUGGUGACCGAGCUAGUGCAGCGGCUUCAGAGGUAUUCAGUAGCUGGAGGGAGCACAUCAUCCCACUGAAGUAUGAUUUUGUGACCUUUGCUAUUUCACUGAGGUUCCUGUAGGCACCUGUUCUAAUGUUGGUCUUCCACAAUUGGCAAGCAAUGAUAAGGACAUUCCUGAAGGUGCAGCAACAGAAAAGGGUAUUUUAGCAAGGGUAUUGUUUUUCAACUCUGUACAGGUUUUUUUUUUUAAUAAUGCACAUAUUCAAAGGAGGUAUCUUUAUACAUUUCUGAGAUGUAAAUUUAGGAUUGCAGUUAGGAACUAAAGCUAUUGUGAAAUCUCAGGUAUCUUGUGUUAAGUCAUUGGCCUUCAGCUCAUGGAUCUGGAUCCAUAAGUGGGUGGCAUUUCAACCUGAAAUAUGGGCACUAGCGGCACUGCCACCAUUUUGUUUUAAGGUUUUGUUUUAAGAAAGAAAUGGAAGUCUGGAAUUGAGUCCCAUGUUCCACGUUUACAUUUAACAUGGAUUUGGGGUCUGAAAGAGUUGAAGGCAACUGCUUUAAGUCAAAGAAUCUGUGAAUUGGAUGUAUUAUUGGCUCUGUGUACAAAUUUGUAUAUAAUCACUUUUUUACUGAAUUUGCUUGACAUGCAUACGGAAUUCCUCUGUACAAAUUGCCAAGUGCUUCUGUAGAUGAUACUAGUGAGGUAAAUAUUUUGACAGAUAGAUCAACUUAUUAUAGGCUCGUCUUUGUUUAUAUGAAAAUUUUAAAUUGUAUUAUAGCAGGUUUUGCUUGACCUUUGUUUACAGGUCAGAAAUAAUUAAAGCCGUGCUAUAAAAAUCUGGUUUAUACCUCAGAUGCAGGUUUUUUUUUCUUAUUUUGUUACACAGUAGCAUUUUUUGUUUCUAAUCAUGGUACGAAUUUGAUUAUUUUAAUUUAGUACAUCAUAUUCUUUGGAGUUCUCUAGUUUUGCUUAUCUUCAUGGUUUUACAUCUGUUUAAAAUUGUGCCAAUCCAAAGUUUAAAUUUGUUUUUAAUAGUUUUGUUUUGGAAUUAAAUGGUAAAAUCUUAACAUAUAACUAAAUUAUAGGCAUUUUUCUUUUGAGAUGCUUCCUAGAAAUCCUGGAUGAAUAAUGGCAGUUUUGUAAAAUGCUGGUCGUAAAGAGGAUUAAGAAGAUGUGAACAACUUUAAUUACAAUCAUUGAGAUUAAAAUUUGGUUUUAGUUUAGUAUCUGAAAUUCAUUGUGGGGGGGAAUGGAGAUAUAUGAAAUUUCAUUAAGAUCUAAAAUAGCAAACUGCAGUCUCACUUUUAAUAGGUAAGAACUAGUACAGUAUAACACUUGUCUAUUGUUAAUCUUAAAUAAAUAUAUGAUAGAAAUCCCAUCUGAAUUUUUAUUUUCAAGAGGUAUUUGGAAAAGAAUGGAAUAAAAAUGUAGUUAAAAGUCUGAGGAUGUGAUUACUCAAGAAUUUUACAAGGGGCUUGCUGUUUGUUCAUUUACAAUAAAUUAAUGUUUUCAGUAUUAUUACACUGUUUUGAUUUCAACAUGAAACCUAUAUUGUAAUCUUAAAAAAAAUAAACACAUUAACACUAAAAACCAACUUGCUGUAGAAGAUUUAACCCUGUGACCAAGCCUUGAGUAAGAAUUUCCUUUCUGUUUUGAGAAAAACCUAGAAAUGGAUUAAGGAAUAGGUACAUUGUGUCAGUGGAAAUGAACUCAAUGAAUUUUUCGAACCUGCAAUAUCCCCUUACCAAUUUAGAGAUUGAACAAAGUGUUAAUAUCUUACUGCCUUGUGUGAGUCAGACAUGUUGCCAUCCUUUUAGAGCGGGUGUGAUGUUAACUGGAUGGACUUUGUGUCAGUCUCUACCCCAGUGUUUACACUCUGUGAAAUGGUAGUGUAAUGUAGGCUGCGCAUUGAAUUGGAAUAGGAUGGGUGAGAGACCAGCUCCCCUCUUGAGUUUUCAGCUAAGUUUGUAUGCAGUCCAAGAUCUAGUAGCUGUUUAAGAAUUUUGAUUGCAAGAAUGUUGACUGCAAGAUUUUCUAAAUGGAAACCAAAAAACCUCAAUGGCUUGGCUCUUUAGAAUCAAUAAAUUAACAUUUUGCCAUGUUAUACAAAUAUGGCUUUUCCAACAGUUUAUUUUAAACCAGUUAAAAGAUUACUAUUUAGCUAGUUUGUUGCUUGAUCCUGUGCAGUUUAUUUAAAAUCAGUUUAAGUGACUCAAUCCCAUAUAAAUUGUAAAUAUGCAUAGAAUUUCAAAAUAACAUGUUUGAUCCAAAGGAUGAAGCAACUUGGUGAAAGCAAAUUGCCUUUGCAUUAGAUGGUAAUCAAAUUUAAACUCUAAAAUACAGGUAGUCUCCAGCUAAGAAUGCCCAGGUUACAGAUGACCUAUAGUUAAGAACAG